AUGGGGAGGCACUCCAGCUGGGCCUCCGAACCGCCCGAGUUACGCGCUAAACGGAAGGGGAAGUGCUCCGGGGCUGCCCCGUGCGUCUACUGCGUGCGCACCAAGAAGCGCUGCAGAUUCGACCGAGUGCCGUCGCGCACCCCUCUGACUCGCAAAAACCUCGAUGCACAGGAACGUCUUUGCGCGGGCCUGGUCGCCCUGCUCCGGAAAUUGAACCCGGAUGUCGAUAUCGAGGAGGCGUUGAAGACACUCUCGUCUCCCGAUGAAGCAAGUAACGACAAUGACAACAGACGUCAACCACCACCACCACCACAACAGAGCACCGCCCAUGACAGAAACAGCCCGACCCCGCCGGCGCACUUCGAAUGGAACGAGGCUCUACUCUCAUCCUCGCGGGCGCAAGGAAACCCGCUCGAUGGGAUGGCCUCACUGCCGGCGGGGCGAUCGGAAUCCGGGUAUCUCGGAACCAGCUCCGGGUCCAGUCUCCUGCGCAACAUCUCCGAUCUGCUCCCCGAACAGCAUGCCUCCCGCGGCCCCGUCCGACAGACCGAAAGCCCUCGCCUCCUGACCGACCCAUCGCACGCGGCUGUACUGGACAGCCUAGUAGACGCCUACUUCAUCUCAUUCAACACCUGGUACCCCAUCCUGCACGAGAGCACCUUCCGCCGGAAAUACCAGAACCGGCAACACAUCGCGGGCAGCUCGAUCUGGCACAUGAUCGUCUACCUGGUGCUGGCGAUCGGGGACUGGAUCCUCACCGGCGGAUCCAAGAUCGAGCAGUCGACGUACUACAUGGCCGCGAGAUCGCGCAUGUCGAUGCACAUGCUGGAAUCAGGGUCCCUCCUCACAGUGCAAGCCUUUCUCCUAGCGGGCUACUUCCUCCAGCGCCGCGACCGCCCCAACACCGGCUACAACUUCAUCGGCAUCGCCUACCGGAUGGCCCUGGGCCUGGGCCUCCACCGCGAGCCACUGCCCGGAACCCCCGACACGCUGCUCAACGAACGCCGCCGCAUCGUCUGGUGGAUCGUAUACACCUUCGACAGCGGCUUCAGCAUCACCACCGGCCGCCCCCUCAUGUCAUCCGACUGCUUCAUCGACACGCGCCUCCCACGCAACAUCGAAGACUCCCACCUCCCUCUCGCCUCCCCGCCUCCGCCUCCCCUCCCCACCCCGACCACCACCUCCACCCUCAUCGCCUUCUCCCGACUCGCCCGCAUCGGCAACGCCCUCAAAACCUGGAAACUGUCCCUGCCCAUCUACUUCACCUCGCGGACCGCACCGGCGUGGUUCCUGGCCCCCCGCGCCGUGGUCUCCUGGAAAGAGCAGAACCUGCGCAUGAUGCUCUGGUGGGGAAGCCAGCGGCUCUGCACCUCCGCCUCGGACGCCGAAGAAGCCCUGAAUAUGUGCCAUUAUGCCGCCCUCGAGUGUAUCCAGGACGUGACCACCUUCUGUCUGGAUCAUCCUGAUGUGCUGCAUAUCGGGCUGAGUUGGUAUGCGACGUACUUUCUGUUCCAGGCGGCUGUGGUUUUGAGUAUUCAUCAUUUGAGGCGGGGGGAGGGACAGGCACCGACACAAGCACAUGCACAGGUUGGGGUUGCGGUUGCGGUUGAGGAUCGGGAUAGGUAUAGGGAUCCAGGAUCCCUGUCCUUGGCGGCGGCGAAUCAGGAGCUCUGGCUAUUUUCGCUCUCGCGGGCGAGAGAUUGCCUGGCGAGUUUGAGCACCGGGAAUGAGGGCGCGGCGAGGUGUUUGGAGGUGUUGGAGCGGAUUAAGGUGAGGUCGGAGCUGGGGGUGGAGGACCCUGUUGCACGGUCCCCGACGGGUGUAGAUGUUGAUGUUGCGCCGGGGCAGGAUCUAGGUAAUGGUGGUGAUGGUGAUGGUGUGGGUACCCGCCUGGGAACCCUGGCUGUCGAUCCAUCGCUGCAGAUGUUCUUCGAUGAUUCGUCGUGGAAUAAGGAUAUUUUUGAGGGCCUGGAGGGUUUCCCCAUCACCGAUGAGGUCGAGUCGUUUGAUUAUGUCCCCGGGAAUGUGUUGACGGCGAAUAUUGCAGACGGGUGGCCUCCCCCGGCUGCGGGUCUGGGUGGGUGA
Aspergillus heteromorphus CBS 117.55 is the source of this 2085-nucleotide messenger RNA. RefSeq names its product fungal specific transcription factor domain-containing protein. Gene Ontology annotation, biological process: positive regulation of transcription from RNA polymerase II promoter by galactose; DNA-templated transcription. NCBI's taxonomy places the organism in Eukaryota, Fungi, Ascomycota, Eurotiomycetes, Eurotiales, Aspergillaceae. Gene Ontology annotation, molecular function: RNA polymerase II cis-regulatory region sequence-specific DNA binding; zinc ion binding; DNA-binding transcription factor activity, RNA polymerase II-specific. The transcript is spliced from 7 exons. The coding region runs from base 1 to 2085 and encodes 694 amino acids. Gene Ontology annotation, cellular component: nucleus. The record is from RefSeq and is a predicted model, not a curated record.